Vombatus ursinus (common wombat) is the source of this 660-nucleotide messenger RNA. RefSeq names its product olfactory receptor 2T29-like. Gene Ontology annotation, cellular component: membrane. The record is from RefSeq and is a predicted model, not a curated record. NCBI's taxonomy places the organism in Eukaryota, Metazoa, Chordata, Mammalia, Diprotodontia, Vombatidae. The annotation marks the transcript as partial. The transcript has a single exon. Gene Ontology annotation, molecular function: olfactory receptor activity; G protein-coupled receptor activity. Gene Ontology annotation, biological process: G protein-coupled receptor signaling pathway.
GGGAUCCAGAUGUUCUUCUAUUUAACACUUGGGGGAGCAGAAGUCUUCCUUUUGGGAGCCAUGUCCUAUGACAGGUAUGUGGCCAUUUGUCACCCUCUCUGCUAUCACAUCUUCAUGAACCAUAGAGUUUGCAUACUCCUUGCAACUGUCUGUUGGUUUUUGGGCUCCAUUGAUGGUUUCAUGCUCACCCCUAUAACCAUGAGCUUCUUAUUUUGUAAAUCCCGAGAGAUCCAGCACUUCUUCUGCGAAGUUCUCGCCUUGUUGAAAAUCUCCUGCUCAGACACCUCUCUCUAUGAGAGUGUCAUGUACGUGUGCUGUGUCCUUAUGCUCCUCAUCCCUCUCACAGUUAUUUUAAGUUCUUACUCCUUUAUCCUCCUCACAGUCUAUAUGAUGAAUUCGGCUACUGGUCGUAGGAAAGCAUUUGUCACAUGUUCUUCCCAUGUAAGUUUUGUUAUUCUCUUUUAUGGAGCUGCUGUUUAUAACUACAUGUUCCCUGCCUCUUAUCAUACUGUUGAAAAGGAUAUGAUGGUGUCUGUCUUCUACAAUAUCCUAACACCUGUUAUAAAUCCUCUCAUCUACAGUAUCCGGAAUAAAGAGGUCACAGUAGCUUUGAAGAAAAUAUUAUGGUCAAAGCUGAUUUUAGCUUAUUUUCAGAAGUAG